AAAAAUAAACAGUAAAUAUUAUUUAUUUAUUUACUUUGAUAUUUGGUUUCGGAAUUCGGAGUUUAAUUUAAAAUUUACACAGUAAAAUUAUCAUGGCUGAUGAUUGUGACGAGUUUCCACCGAUUAUAGUAAAUUCGACAUUACGAGAAUCUGUACUGCAAUUUAGUAUGCCGUCUGCUGAGGUGCUGGCUUCUCAACGCGCUCGGGAUGAGGAGUGUGAGGAGGAAUUACGGCAGUUGCGCUUGCAAUAUGAGAAACAGGAGGCAACAGUAAGACUUGUGGGCUGUGACUCAAGUGGGUCCGAGAGUGAGGCCUCUCUUACUGCAGCUGUGGAUGCACUCAGAGUCACAUCUGGCUCCACCACCCCAGAACCUGAUGCAGCCCAAAUUAUUGCUAAACUUGCAAAUGAACUUAUUGAGUAUGAUACAAUAUUCCUGCCUCAAUAUUUGGAAGUUUUACUCACAAAGAAACAAGACAUAAUUUGUUCAGUUACAAAUGAAAUAGUGUCAACUAUAGAGGGGGUUAUCCUGGAGGGCGUUAGCGAGGGCGGCAGCGAGGUGGUGGUCGCAGGCUGCUGGCUGGCGGCGGCCGCCGUGUGGCGAGCGCCGCGGGUGUCCUCGGCGGGGGCGCUGCUGCGGGCGGUGCUGCGGGGAGCCAGCGACCACCAGGUGACAGCGAUAGGCGCGGCAGUGGCGCGUUCGUUGUCGUCCCCCGCGUGGCUGGUGCGUGUCGGGGACGCGGUGCUCGGCCCGCUCCGUCCGCAGCGCCUGCUGGCGGAGCGACUACUGGCCUGCGCGCUGGCGCGGCUCUCGCCGCCGCCCGCGAGGCUUGACAUAGAGCGGCGCGGCGUGGUAUCGCUGCGAGAUGUGAUCGCGUGUGUCCGCGACGUUUGGCGACGCAGCGCGGCCGGCGCAGACGACGGAGGAGAAGAAACACCCGACGAGGCGAGACAGGCCGCGCUGCUGGUAGCGGGGCGAGCCCUCGCCGCAGCCGAGUGCCAGCCCGGGUCAGCUGAUGAUGCGCGUGCCUUGCUCGCUGUACUGGCGCUGCCGCCUGCCCACCAUCAUCGCAACACUCCUGAACACCUCAAGGUUCUUGUUGGUGCUUCAAAGCUACAGAUACUGUUUAGCCAACUUCAAUGAACAAUCAAUUAAACUGUGUUAGGGAUGAUAUUUUGUAUGUUAUUACUAUAAUUGUUAAUUUAUAAGAGAUUGUAAAUACAAUAUUUUUCUAAUAAAAUUUAAUAAAGAUCGC
This is a messenger RNA of Leptidea sinapis, 1254 nucleotides long. RefSeq lists its product as uncharacterized. Lineage: Eukaryota; Metazoa; Arthropoda; Insecta; Lepidoptera; Pieridae. The record is from RefSeq and is a predicted model, not a curated record. The transcript is spliced from 7 exons. The coding region runs from base 93 to 1142 and encodes 349 amino acids.